This is a messenger RNA of Debaryomyces fabryi, 789 nucleotides long. RefSeq names its product 40S ribosomal protein eS4 (gene RPS4A). Gene Ontology annotation, biological process: translation. Gene Ontology annotation, molecular function: structural constituent of ribosome; RNA binding. The transcript has a single exon. The record is from RefSeq and is a predicted model, not a curated record. Bases 1 to 789 code for a protein of 262 amino acids. Gene Ontology annotation, cellular component: ribosome; cytosolic small ribosomal subunit. NCBI's taxonomy places the organism in Eukaryota, Fungi, Ascomycota, Pichiomycetes, Serinales, Debaryomycetaceae.
AUGGGUAGAGGUCCAAAGAAGCACUUGAAGAGAUUAGCAGCACCAUCCCACUGGAUGUUGGACAAAUUGUCCGGUACUUACGCCCCAAGACCAUCUGCUGGUCCUCACAAAUUGAGAGAAUCUUUACCAUUGGUUAUUUUCUUAAGAAACAGACUUAAGUAUGCCUUAAACGGUAGAGAAGUCAAGGCUAUCUUGAUGCAAGAACACGUCAAGGUUGAUGGUAAGGUCAGAACCGAUGCUACUUUCCCAGCAGGUUUCAUGGAUGUCAUCACUUUAGAAGCUACCAACGAACACUUCAGAUUAAUCUACGAUGUCAAGGGUAGAUUCACUGUUCACAGAAUCACCGCUGAAGAAGCUUCUUACAAGUUAGCUAAGGUCAAGAAGGUCCAAUUAGGUAAGAGAGGUAUUCCAUACGUUGUCACCCACGAUGGUAGAACUAUCAGAUACCCAGAUCCAUUGAUCAGAGCCAACGAUUCCGUCAAGGUUGACUUAGCUACCGGUAAAAUCACCGACUUCAUCAGCUUCGACACUGGUAGAUUAGUUAUGGUUACUGGUGGUCGUAACAUGGGUAGAGUUGGUGUUAUCACCCACAGAGAAAAGCACGAAGGUGGUUUCGAUUUAGUCCACAUCAAGGAUUCCUUAGAAAACACUUUCGUCACCAGAUUGACUAACGUCUUUGUCGUCGGUACUGAAGCUGGUAAGCCAUACAUUUCUUUACCAAAGGGUAAGGGUAUUAAGUUAUCUAUCUCUGAAGAACGUGACAGAAGAAGAAACCAACAACUUAACUAA